Molecule: messenger RNA, 1587 nt
Organism: Colias croceus (clouded yellow)
Lineage: Eukaryota; Metazoa; Arthropoda; Insecta; Lepidoptera; Pieridae
Exons: 2
Coding region: 76-1587 (503 amino acids)
Source: RefSeq, a predicted model, not a curated record
CACGAAACAGAGUGGACGCUUGCAGUUUGUAGAUAAAUCAACGAAAUAUACGAGAUUUUUCGACGUGAUAAGACGAUGGCUAGGACUAAGUCGAAAAAAACACGAGAAGAAAAGUUAGUUGAAGCAAAAUUACGUAGAAGAAAGAAGUAUGAGGAAAUUAAAAAUGACCCCGAAAAAUACGCCGUUCAAAAAGAAAAAGAACGACUGAGAUACUUGAAGCGUAAGGAACAAAAACAAAUCAAGAGUGCGGCUGAUAUGACGCCAAGAGAAAAAAGACUUCAAAGAAAGAAAUGGAAGGAAAAUACCAAAAGAUACAUAGAAAAACAGAAAGCAAAUAGAAGAAUUCAGCAAUUGUUAAUAGAUGGCACCCCACCGUCAAGCGACCGUGAAGAUACUGUAGAUUUAAUUAAUCAGCAAGAUCCAUUAGAAGGAACAUCUCGCGAAGCUAAUAGUGUAAUUAAUGCAAAUUGCAAACUUUGCCAAAAAAAAAUAUAUUUGAUAAGGAAGAUACGAUACGUACACAAAAAUGAAAUAAGUAAACUCAAGAAAGAGAAAGAAAAAGUUGAAAAGGAAAGAGAUGCAAUUAAAAGGGCGUUAAGAAGGAUAACUAAGAAAAACCAAAUACGACAAGAUCAUCACAGCCAAAAGAAUACACAAGAGAAAGUAGAUAGGCUAGUAGAAACUAUAGACGAGAAUAAGCGGGAAGAAGUAAAAAAGAAGUUAUUAUUCAGUGAGAUAGUAAGUAGAAAUUUAUCCGAAGGGUAUAAUUGCCUUAAAAAGAAAGAAAAACGCAUAUUUAGCGACAUUGUAAUUCGAAACAGAGACAAAUUUAAAAAGCACAAAAUAUUAGGAAUGACUAGCACCUUUUCAGUACGACCCGAAUCUCAAGAACAAAAUAUAAAAUGUAAUAAAAUAGACAUCAAACAAUUAAUUGAAGAAUUUUUCCAGGAUGAUUUAAACACGAAGAUAUCUCCAGGGAAAAAUGAAUUCAUAACUCGAAAUGGCGUAAGAAAGCAAAAAAGAUAUCUUAACGACACCCUCAUAAAUCUCUAUAAAAAAUUUAUAAAAAAUCAGAAAGUAGGAUAUUCCACAUUCUGCAAAUAUCGCCCAUUUUGGGUACUACAACCAAAAGAUUCGGAUCGGAAUACCUGUGCAUGCAAAAUACAUGUAAAUUUUGAUUUAUUAGUGAAGAGCCUCAAUAAAAAUAAAAUAAUAGAAGAAACAAAUGGAACUGCUUUGCUGCAAAGUUUAUGUUGUGACGCUUAUAGUGAAAGUUGCCUAAAUCGAACGUGCAAGGUUUGCCAAAGAAGAGUUUUAAACUAUAAAGAAUUUAACAAUGACUUAAAGAUAAACUAUUACGAAUGGUGCACAAAAAGAGAAAAUUAUGAAACGAAUGGAGAUGAGAAAAUUAAAAUUGUAAACACAAAAAUAAGAGCAACAGAUCAUCCAAAAAAUAUUAUAGAAAAGCUGGAAAAUUCAUCAAAAUCAUAUUUUAAACAUUGUGCUAACAUUCUUGUUCAGUAUAAUCAUUUAAAAAGAAGCUGUAGUACAUAUCGAUUUUUCGGAGAAUUACUCAAUUCAGUUUAA